This is a messenger RNA of Geodia barretti, 2121 nucleotides long. The record is from the annotation of a GenBank genome assembly. NCBI's taxonomy places the organism in Eukaryota, Metazoa, Porifera, Demospongiae, Tetractinellida, Geodiidae.
UGCGCGACUCUGCCGCGGGUUUGCCGCGAAAGUGUGGAGGGCGUUCCUCCACUAUUUUAGGGACUCUGCGCAGGCAUCGAGGUCGCUCAGUCCUUCUUCAUCCGGGACGAAGGCCAGUGGUGCGUGUGUGUGACUGUGCAACGUGCACGACCGAACUCUGCAGUCGCUAACAACACCUCUACUAACGCUACGCACGUCUUCCCCGCACGUACGGCCGCCGCCACUCGCCAUCACGCACCCGACCUCUCGCUCUCGUUGUGUGUGCACACAGCUGCAAUACUUCUUUCCGCCACAACUGGCUCAUCAGCAAGCCGAUCGUCCGCCCAGCCUUCUUCUUCCCUCGCGCACUCUCUCCGUACACCCGUCUGUCCUCGGCGAGAGUUUCCACGCUCGCUACACUUGAGAAUCCCGUCUUCAGCCUACUGUGCGUGCCACCAGCGACCCACAGCAAACCCGUCAGACAACGCAACGGUCCAACGCAACCACCAGCGAUCCGAUCGAACAGCGGACGAACAAAACAUGGCCGCGGACCUGCUCUGCAUGGAGCUGUCUUCUCACCCGGCUCUGUCCUCGGAGAUCCCCGUGGACCAGCGGCGACUGGAGACGUUCCUGGACCAAGAAGACUUGUUCAUGCCCACCUACCACAGACAGCACGACGCGGGGAGACUGGCUUUAGCCGAGGACGAGAACCGCACCAGAAUGCUGGAGGCCAUGCAUCGGGCACUCUGCCCUGGACUAGAAGUCAGCAGAAGCGAUGUCUACCACUUAUCAGUCAAUCUCAUGGACCGGUUCCUAUCCUACGAGAACGUGAAAUCGGAACGGGACCUGUGCGCCACCUCAGCCGCCUGUACCAUGAUUGGUCUGAAGAUACUGAGAGCCCGCGAAGAGUGUCUUAGCUACGACUACCUACGAUCGUAUUUCGACCGUGUUCCCGAGUCAAGGAUUAGGGAGAAAGAGAAACACAUAGCCAAGAAGCUAAACUGGAACCUCAAUGCCGUGACCAUUGCCAACUUUAUCGACGAGCUGUCCAGACCGCUGGCCCUGUAUUUUGAAACCAGUCUCAUUCGGAAGGUCGUGACGCACUCUCUCACUCUCGCCAACGUCUCAUUACUGAACCACCAGUUCAUGAAGGUCCCUCCCUCACUGCUGGCCAGUGCCUGUCUCUGCGACGCCGUAAAACAUCUGGCACCUCAUCUCCACAGCAAGUGUGUCGAGGAGCUGACAACACUCGCAAGAUUGGAGCAGGAUGUGCUACUGCAACACGAAGAGAGUGUGGGGUACAUGGUACAACUAAAACUACAGGCACUGGAGAGUCCGCACACGUCAACUCCAGCCGGACUGGAGGACAUAGAGAGUCAAGAAUUCGGUAGCCCCGCCCACUUCAGCUUCCCCGACACCUCAUCAACAAACUGUUCACAGCAGCAGAUUCAGAAUCAGCUCCAAUAUCCGUCACACGAACCGGCGUGACUUCUUCGUUGCGUAGGAUUACCUCAUUGUUAAAGAACCACCUCCCCACCUUCCCUCCCUGUGUCAUCCCUCCUCCAACUAAUUAAAUUCCACUUCUCCCUCCACAUAUAUCCAAAACUCAUCCCCGUCCGUCCGUACUCCCAUCCUCGUACCAAGAAACUCCAUACUCCGUACUCCCAUAGUGACAUCUGGGGUUGAUUUAUACACAUGCCCCAAUGUAUAUACUGUGUUCUCCCCAUGCAUCGUGUGCAGAACAUAUGGUUCCCCAACGGAAAACCCCUUUUUUAAAGUCAUUUUUAUCUUCUCAGCCACCCCCCACUCCCCCCACUCCCCCACUCUCUCUCUCCCACUCUCUCUGCAAUAUCUCAAUCUUGAUCACCAGUUUUAGCUGAAUUCUUUUCUCUUAUGGUUUAUGUAAUUCUAGGCUUUUAAAAGAACUUUUGAACGGUUUUCGACGCUGGACUUUUUGAACGUUUGGCUUUCCUUGUACUCUCUACAUUUUUAGACUACCAUUUUGACUAGGAGACCUUUGACUUUUGACACCUUUUAUUAUUUGUUUUAUUCUGUGAUGUAUAAUUAUACUGUAUUAUGUAUAAUACGUGCACAGAAUGAUAUUAUAUAAACCACUGAGAACAGUUUCUCCUUUCUGCACCA